Penicillium alfredii is the source of this 255-nucleotide messenger RNA. RefSeq lists its product as uncharacterized. The record is from RefSeq and is a predicted model, not a curated record. Lineage: Eukaryota; Fungi; Ascomycota; Eurotiomycetes; Eurotiales; Aspergillaceae. The transcript has a single exon. The coding region runs from base 1 to 255 and encodes 84 amino acids.
AUGACUUGGAAGAUCGCCUCCGCCAGCAACAACUAUCUGAUUGAUCUCUGCCAUCAAGCGGAGAACAACGGAGGCAGGAUCGGGGGAGAGGAGUACGGAGACCGAGUCGUCCAGGUUUCCCCGCAGAUCGCCGUCAAAUAUGGCUACGGGGUGACAGCUUCCGAAGCAGCCACACAGGAUUUCGUAUAUCGCCGAGUUGAUCCUCGCGUUGUCCAUAUUCCACGUGUCUCCCGCUUUAUCGAACCUCAUGAAUAA